This is a messenger RNA of Momordica charantia (bitter melon), 1482 nucleotides long. RefSeq lists its product as uncharacterized. Lineage: Eukaryota; Viridiplantae; Streptophyta; Magnoliopsida; Cucurbitales; Cucurbitaceae. Gene Ontology annotation, molecular function: lipid binding. The record is from RefSeq and is a predicted model, not a curated record.
GUUUCGAAACUUGGAACACACGUCAGGGAUAAGACUGACUGAGAGAGAAUCCGUUUGUUUGUGGUGGCAAAGCGGGAGAAGCAAAGAGAGGGCAAGCGUGUUGAUUGAUUGACUGUAUGAUAGAAGAUGGCUGGAAAUGGAAUUGGAAUUGGAAUUGGAAUAUUGGAGGGUACAUCGGAGGAUCUUUGGCGAGGGAGCUUUUACGGUACUUGGGGCACCCUUUUGGUUCUCCUCUUCAUUUCAAUUUGUCAUCUCUUCUCUUCCCUUCUCUCCCGCUUCCGAACCUCGCCUCCUCUCCCACUCCUCGCUGAUGCCCACGACGCCUCUCCUUCGCCUCCUCCACAAAUUACGGAGGCUAUAUCAGAUACAGAUUUGAAGUCUUUAUUGGAUAACUUGGAUGGAAAGCUCAAUGAGAAUGAGAAAUGGGAAAGUGUAGUAGAAAAAAGUAAUAAUCUUCUUUCAUACAGUGCUAAAUGCUGCAAGCCUAAGGAUGGUCCCUUGAAAUACUUGAGUGUGACAAUAUUUGAAAAUUGCUGUCCUAAAUUGUUGAGAGACUUCUACAUGGACAGUGAUUUUAGAAAACAGUGGGACAAUACCAUACUUAUGCACGAGCAGCUACAAGUGGAUGAAAUCAGUGGAAUUGAAGUCGGUCGCACCUUAAAAAAGUUUCCUUUAUUGAUGCCCAGGGAGUAUAUUCUAUCAUGGAGAUUGUGGGAGGGGAAAGAUGAAACGUUUUACUGCUUUACCAAGGAAUGCGAACAUCCUUCGGCACCACAACAAAAGAAGUAUGUCCGAGUGACGUUUUUCAGAUCUGGUUGGCGAAUCAGGAGAGUAUCCGGCAGAAAUGCAUGUGAGAUCAGUAUGCUGCACCAAGAAGAUGCUGGUUUGAAUGUGGAGAUGGCAAAACUUGCAUUUGCAAAGGGCAUCUGGAGCUUUGUAUGUAAAAUGGAUAAAGCUUUACGCAACUACGCUCUAACCGAUAAACCUCUGUCAAGUUCACUUGUCACUGCAGUUACUCUGAUUAAGAAGGUUCCAGAUGGAAUUGAGGACAUGAAUGGCAUGAUCUCUAAAGCAGUAAACACUGUAAGAACCGAGUCCGAGUUUGAGGCCGAGUCCUGUGGACAAAAUUCUUUGGGGGGGAGAAAAUUCUCGAAGGCAUCGAAAAAACAGGUGGCGAAAGGUUUGCUUCUACUUGGUGGUGCGAUCUGCCUAUCGCGGGGUCACUCUAGUCUCGGUGCCAAAGUUGUGAUGGCAUAUAUUCUUACAAAGCUAAGUAAGCGAGCAAAUGCACCAAGAGGUGAAAUAGAGAGCCGUAAUUGUAUAACAUAGUUUAGGCUAUGAUUUUAAUUUUCUUUCAAAGAAAUUACCAGUGGAAAAUUUGCUGUACAGAGUAGGGACUGUUUAAUUUUUGUUAUACAUCAUAUGCUUAAUUUGUCAUUAAAGGUUAAAAGUGAUCUAUUAUCUCUAUGGUCACUUGGUUUA